AUGAAUACAGGGCCUCUAUGUCAGCCAGAUAGGGUCCUACGGCGCCUAUUUGAGCUAACAAAUCAAGCAAGAACGGAAUAUGGGCUCCCUGCAUUAAAUUAUUCUAAAGAACUUUCCUUUAUUGCUGGAGAACAUGCAAUUAAUAUGUCCAAGAAUAGUAUUCCAUUUGGUCACUACGGAUAUAAUUCCAGAGAGGCAAUGGCUCCUACUACAUUAGCAUUUUCUGAAAAUGUUGCAACUUGCGAACCAAAUGAUGAUCCAGGUAAAACAAUUAUUUUAUCUUGGCUCAGAAAACCUUCAUCUUUCUCUCGUAUACAAGGUGAAUAUACUCAUACUGGUAUUGGAGUUGCUGAAAACGCAAAUGGCUCAUGGUUUUGUACUCAAAUUUUAGCAACCAUUAAGUCCAAACUAUCCAAAAAGGAGUCAUUACUAGCUGUUACAAGAUAUGUUAACUGUUACCGUAGGAAAAAUAGCGUUAAACCCUUGAUUGUUUCGAUUACAGCAGCAUCAAAGUUAAUGAACUUAAAGCUUUCAAACCCAUCAUUAUUCAACGACUUAUCUACUCUUAUUAUCAAGAAUACCUUUGAUAAUUGCCAAGAAGCAAAUUACAUUUUCGAGAAAGUUCAUAAAGGAGAAACUUCGCCUGUAGAUGAAUUUAUCAGAAUAAUUCGAGAGAGUAAAAUGUAUCCAAAGCUAAUACUCAGAGAUUAUACUCACGUUUCAUUUUUAAUUGAUAAUAUCAACGAAAAUACAUACGGGUGCAUUCUCCUUCUUGGAAAAUGCAUAACUCAUCAUCAAAAGAUACCAAAGAUGUAUAUGGGUUAUCCAAAUGCAUCCAAAAUGUUAAUGAUUUUGAAUGAUUAUCGUUCCAUCAAAGGAAUGAAGCCAAUUUUAUUAUCUCUUCAAUGGUGUGAAGUUGCACAACGAUAUUGUGAUAAACUCCGUAAAGAAGAUAUAGAUAUGGAGACCAAAACAAUAACUCAAAAGAUUCAUAAGAUUUCUCCUAAUUCAAAACCAAAUGUUGGGGUUUUUCUUACACCAUGGUCACAGGAUCCAUUACAAGAGAUAUUUCUUAUGUGGAUAUCGAAUCCAACAAUCAAAGAAAUUAUUAUUUCUUCUGAGUGCAAUGCAUUGGGAUUCGGACUCUCCAUUGAACAGUAUCAGUCAUGUUAUUCUGCGCGCGUGAUUGGAUACAAAGAAUUUAAUGGAGAAAUGAAAGAUGAAGAAGCUUUUUGUAUGGGUGAUCGCCCGACUUACGCGCUCGAUGAGUUAUCAUCUGAUGAUGACGGUAAUAAUCAAGAACCUGUUAUUGAUGCCGCAUCAUCAUUUGCUCUUACAAAAUAA
Messenger RNA from Trichomonas vaginalis G3, 1344 nucleotides. Its product is annotated as protein-related family. NCBI's taxonomy places the organism in Eukaryota, Parabasalia, Trichomonadida, Trichomonadidae. The coding region runs from base 1 to 1344 and encodes 447 amino acids. The record is from RefSeq and is a predicted model, not a curated record. The transcript has a single exon.